AUGUGUAACUACUUGGUCUUGAUAGCUAGCUAUUUGAAAUGGGCAUGGAAUUUCCUUCACUGCUCUUUCUUCUCCAAUAACCGCCUUGACAUUCCUGAAAUUCUCCAAGAAUUAAACCUUAGCUACUAUGAGAACAAGGAAGAUAACCCUAAAGAAUGUGCUGUCUGUCUUUCCAAGAUUCAAAAUGGAGAAGAAAUUAGAGAAUUGAGGUGCAGCCAUGUCUUCCAUAGAGUAUGCCUCGAUAGAUGGCUUGGUUACAAAUCAACCACAUGUCCUCUUUGCCGCGAUUUGAUAGGUCCACGCAAAACUUUAGCUGAUGCAGCUGGAAUUGAAGUUUUAGUGUUCAAGUAUUGUUCUUUCAAUUCCAGAAGUGACGGUGAGACUUGGUGGCUCAGAUGA
Molecule: messenger RNA, 399 nt
Organism: Jatropha curcas
Lineage: Eukaryota; Viridiplantae; Streptophyta; Magnoliopsida; Malpighiales; Euphorbiaceae
Source: RefSeq, a predicted model, not a curated record